Verticillium alfalfae VaMs.102 is the source of this 1686-nucleotide messenger RNA. RefSeq names its product tyrosyl-tRNA synthetase. The record is from RefSeq and is a predicted model, not a curated record. Gene Ontology annotation, cellular component: cytosol; mitochondrion. Gene Ontology annotation, molecular function: ATP binding; tyrosine-tRNA ligase activity; RNA binding. Lineage: Eukaryota; Fungi; Ascomycota; Sordariomycetes; Glomerellales; Plectosphaerellaceae. The transcript is spliced from 5 exons. Gene Ontology annotation, biological process: tyrosyl-tRNA aminoacylation. The coding region runs from base 1 to 1686 and encodes 561 amino acids.
AUGGCGCAGGCUCUGACGGCCCGAUGCCACCAUCGCAUCUGGCGACGAUGCACCAACACACGGCUUGCCCCUCAAUCAUUAUCCCCAUCGAGACACAUUCACCUCAAGACGCUGCAAAAGCGGGAGGAUGCAGCGCAAGAGUGGGCAAAGAAGGCAGAGGCGAUCAAGAACGGCGAGGCGCGGAACCUCUGGGAAAUAUUUGAGGAGCGAGGCUUCAUCAAGGAUGUCGCAGGCCGGCCCGAGCUGAUCAAAGAGCUGAUGCGCACCAAGCGCAUCGGCGCAUACGUCGGCGUCGAUCCCACGGCGCCAUCCCUCCACCUCGGCCAUCUGCUGCCCAUGAUGCCUGUCUUCUGGAUGUAUCUCCACGGCUUCCGCGCCGUCACACUGGUGGGCGGCGCGACAGCGAGGAUAGGAGACCCGACAGGCCGAACCACGUCCCGCGCCAUCAUGUCCAACAGCGAAAUCUCCACCAACAUUACGAGGAUACACUACCAGAUGAAGAAGCUCUGGGACAACAUUGAGCUGGAGAAGCACAAGUAUGGCUACAAGAAGACCUGGUCCAUGUCACGGCAUCUCGUGAACAACAACACGUGGUGGCAGAGCCUGUCCAUGUACGACGUGAUGAAGAGGCUCGGCCGAUAUCUGAGGAUGGGGCCGAUGCUGUCUCGCGACACCGUCAAGACGAAAAUGGAAAGCGGCGACGGCAUGGCGGUCGCCGAGUUUAUGUACCCCCUGAUGCAAGCUCCGAGACGUGGGAGGGGAGGAGCUUCAUCGUGUUCCUUGCCACAAGUCGGCAAGAGCGCCGGCAACGCCGUCUGGCUCGAGACGAACCAUGACGAGCGCCUUCAGCCUGUACAGCUACCUCGUGCGGCGGUUCCGACGACGAGGUCGAGCAGCUCCUCCAAAGUUUCUUUCACCUUCCUGGCCCAUUCCCCGAGGAUCACCCCAGAUUCAAUGGAGCAGCAACGUGCUUCGACCCCGCCCCAAGCCCGGCCCGCCCCAGCACCAAACUCGCCUUUGAAGGUCCCUCACGCUUCGUGCACGGCGCCGAGGGGGCCAUUCCGCGAGCAGCAACAAGCCCCCCCUUCAUGUACAGCAAGGGCGGGGGACGGCAGCCCCCCGAGCACCGGCGCCGCGGGCCGCGCACCCCCAAUGCGCCCAGCCCGGCCAAAGAUCCUUUUCGCCGCGGGCCUCGCCGACUCGGCCAGCGACGCCCACCGCCUCUGCCGCCAGCAGGGCGCCUACGUCGCCGCCGCGCCGGGCAAGGACAUGCGCUCGCUGACGCCCGGCAACCUCGACUGGACACCCGUCAAGCUGUGGCGGCCCGAGGAGGUGUCGCGGUUCCUCGUCGACGACCGCGUCCUCAUCCUGCGCAAGGGCAAGCACAACGUCCGCAUCAUCGAGGUCGUCUCGGACGACGACUGGAAGGCCUCGGGCCAGACGUACCCCGGCGAGCCCGGCACCGGCAAGACGCGCAUGGCCAUUGCCGCGCUGCGCGAGCUCGCCGAGGCCGAGGGCAAGAAGCUCUCGCAGAAGGAGCUCUUUGCCCUGGCGCAGGAGAAGCUCGCCGCCGAGGAGGAGGAGACGGUCGUUGCCAACAACCCGGACAUUCGGUUCCCCAGCAAGCUCGAGAGGCAAAAGGUGCAUGGUGAUCUGAAGGCCAAGGACGGCGGACGGCGCGUGUGA